AUGAAAGCUCCUUUAAAAAAGGCAAAGGAGGAAAGAGGCUACUACAGCUGCGUAAAUUUCGAAAAUUUAUAUAACAAAAAAAAAAAAAGAAAAUCGAAAUACUCGACAUAUAGAAAAAAACAUUACAGCGAUAGUGAAUUGUUUGAAAAAAAAAAACUACAAAUUAAGAAGAAAAAUGGAUGUCUCUACGUACAGAAGCACUACAUCCCUAGCAGCAAGGACAAUGACAGGCUGUACCUGUUUGAUAAAAUAACUAUUUAUAAAAAUCACUUUGACAAGUAUGAAGAAAAGAAUGAUGAGAAAUUGUCCAAUUUAAAGAAAAUCCUGAAGAUAUAUGAAAACGUGACGACAAACGAGAAGAAGAAGCUGUACGAAUUGAUAAAGUUCUUCUCCUUCACGCAAGGAGGAUUUCAAAAUGAUAAACUCAGACAGAAGUUGUGGCUGCUACUGCUCGGAUUUAACAUCAAUUUGUCGAAGGAAAAAAAUUAUAAUGAUCACCCGAUAUCCAUCCUAUGUAUGAAACAUAAGAGGAAAUUUAAAUUUGUCAAUUCGGCUAAACACUUUAAAUUAAAAUGGAUCCAAGAGGAGGAUGGGGCGGCUCCUUGGCGCCCUCGUGAAUGUGCCAAAGAUGAUUUGCGGUACAAAGGAGGGACCACUCCAAGGGUGGAGAGUCAAAAUAAUAUUUACUAUUAUGAUAAUUUUUCGUGCCCCCGGAAGAAGGAAUUUGUUUUCACCUACGGGGUAAAUGAUGAAGGAGGCCGUCGUCCCCCUUCGGUUGAUCAGGGGGGACGGCCUCCCUCUGCCACAGGUGCCCCCCCGGAGGGGUGCCUAUCAAUGAAAAGAAUGAAGUCAAGCCCCAAGGACGGAGUCCAAUGUGGAAACAAAGCAGCUGCACAUGAUGGCCACUGGCGUAACCGCAGAAGCACGCGCGCGAAGAGGAGAUUCUACCGGAAGCAAAAGGAUGAGAAGUGUCACAGCGAAAGUCGGUCGGUGUCGCCGCCCCCCCCAAGCUUCUCGUCCAGGAUAUCCUCAACGCCGUCCUGCAGGACGGAACUGUUAGGUGUCCCUGCCUUGGAAGCAGUAGACCACUGCGCGUCCGAAAAUUCGCUCUACCUAUCGGACAGUUUUAUUUCGUCCACCACGUCCUUCACCGCGUCGUCCGUGUCAUCGUUUGCAUCCAACGUUUCAGACGGCAUGCAAAUGGUGAGGAGCAAAUCCAGAAGUAGGCACAAGAGGCCCAUCCCCCCUCUGCAUUUUUUCAGUAGCUCCCACUCGAUUGACGGCGCACGGGAGGGGCACAACAAGGGGAGUAAAGCGCUCAGAAGGAGAUGCUCGAGUAAGAGCGCAAGUGCCCCUCAAAGUUAUGUCUUCCCAGGGAAGGAACAACCGAAUGAUUCGUUCCCCUUUUUCUCGGAAGAAAAGUACCCAAAAAAAAAAAAAAACAGAAUUGUCAAGCGUGAAAUAGAGAAAAAGGCUAAAAAAUGUAUCCAAAAGAAGACGAAAAAAAUCAUUCAUUUUCUGCUGAACAUUGAUAAGGAGAAAAAUAAUUAUGAUAAAAAAAAAAACAUAAAAUUUAUUAUAAAAUUGUUCAAGGUCAUUUAUAAAAACAUGCUAGAAGUGGAUCUCUACAUAGUGGAUUACAUCCUUCGAAAAAAUCAAACAAAAGAAGAGACCAAUAUUUUGUCUUACUUAAAAUAUAACAUUGAAAAUAACUACAACUUCAAUUCAAAUCUGAACAAAUGGAUUAUUGACAGCGUGCUGUUGGACGAAAAUGAGAGAGUGCAAGUGAAGAAGGACGUCAAGAGGAGUGUCAACACGUGGAAUAUACACAAGUACAGCAUAUACGAAAUUAAAAAAAAGUAUCAGUAUAUUUUGAAAAAUGUCAUCUGCAGCAUUUUGUAUAAACACUCGAACAAGAUUUAUUACGCGCAGGGGGUACACGACGUUUGUCUCGUUUUCGUCACGUUAUAUUUCCAUAACUUUCUGAGGAGGUACAAAAAGUACGUCUUCUUGGAGCACUUCAUAUCGAAAUUUGUUGUAAACAAAAUUUGUGAUUUGAUUUUUUCAAAAUUGAGAAGAAGUGAGUGUAAUGGGGGCGAUCCCCCGGAUGGGUCUACCACACAGGGGUUGUUUGCCAAGGAGGGAGGUGCAAUACAGAAGGAAGUGAACAUCUCCUCCCCCUUUGGACAUAAUAAUGAAGAUGGUGAAGCGACUGCUAGGUCGCCACCCCCGAAGCGGAAGGGACCAAUCAUCGCAGGAGACAUUUUCCAAAACAACAUCUUCAACAUGUUUCUCAUGGAGGAAAAGUACAUCGAAAAAAUAUGCCUGCUGAAUAAUAUUAACCUCGAGAGGUACAUAAAGUAUAAAAAAAAGAAAAAAAAAAAAGAGUACAUUGUAUACCUCCUAUGCGAGCGAUUCCUCCUUUUUUAUAUGAUUGAUUAUUUGACGUUGUCGCUAGACGUGUCUAUUAACAACACCUUUAAGAGCAUCGGCUUGUUGCUCAAGUAUAUGGACAAGGAUGUCUACAACGUGUUCUGCCUUCUCCAAAAGGAGCAGCAGUAUGAAAACAUGAAAUAUGGGAUGCGAAGUGAGAGGGCCAGUCUGGGUCUCCAAAGUCACAAUGAGGAGGAGAGCGGCGCCAACAGAGGGGAAAACACCCAGAGUGACUCCAGAACUGAUACCAACGAAUUGGAUAGUAAGAGGAAAUCCCUCAAGAUAAGUGGCACCGAAUUCUUCUUCUGCCUAAGUUGGGUCGUAACGUACUACUCUCACGUUUUCACUGAGUUUGAGAAACUCGUUCGCAUUUUCGACACACUCCUCUCCAACGAUGGCAUCUUCAUAAUCUAUUUCACCAGCUCCAUCAUUUUGCACAAAAAGGAGGAACUCAUACACAUAGCCAAUAAGAAGAAGAAUGACAUGCUCUACAAUAAUAUGUACACAGAGACGCACUACAUUUUUCAAAACAUGGAAUGGAAGAAUAUGAAUGUAGACAAUAUAAUUAAAAAAACUUACUACUAUAUGAAUUAUAAAAUCCCACAGGAUAUGUUUUUGGAAAAGAUAAGAAAGAAGAUUUCCUUUCCUCCCUUCUCCCCCAUUUAUAGCUCCCCUUUCAUUUUACACUACUUCAAUUAUCAGAGUGAGCGGGAGGAGUUGCGCAACAGGUCGGUGGAGAAGUCCAUUUGGAGCUUCUACACAUACAGGAAGGUGAGCAGUGGGGAGGAGCGUCAGGGGGAGCGGCAUGAUGAACGGAAGAUGGAGCCGAAGCAAGAUGAAAAUCGGGAGACGCCGAACCAGCGGCAGCACCCGCAGGGCGAGGACCCCGCCGCCAAAGCGUGCACCCUGAACAUCCCGCCGAACAAGAUGAAAACGUACGACGAGUACAUCCACGACCUGCUGAGAAAUCAGCGCGGGGGAAACUCCAAGGAAAAGAGGAAGAACCCAUUAUGGAAGGAAGAAAAGCAGAGCAAAGACGACAACAACAUUUAUCUGCAUUACCCAUAUUCAAUUCUCUGCAACCACUUAGAAGUAAAUAAAGAAAUUAUAAAAAAGCACCUUCUCGUGGAGGACUUCUUCCAAUACGUGUUUUACGACUUCAUCGUAAGCUACAAAGACAUCUGCAACAAGCACAGGAUGAUACAGUCAAAAAAAAAAUGCUACAUCAUUCAGUACAUCAAAGGGAAAAAAAACACACCCCUGUCCUUUCACAAUUUGCCGCAUCACAAACGUAGCCAAAAGACAAUAGCCAUCAUCCCCCCCAUUUAUAAAUACAUCGUCCAGGAUAGCCUCGUUAUGGAAAAUCUGGGCCAAUCCUCCAAAAAAAACAGGCUCAAUAGGGCGGCAGAAAAAGACAGGUUCCAGAAGCAGAAAAAGUCCCUGCCCUACAUCUACUACCUCCUUCGAACGUCCAUUCACGACUCGCCCUACUUCAAUUUCUUUCUCUUUUUUUUUCUGCUAUCCCUGUUCUCCUCUUUGCUGUACUACCACCGGUGA
Messenger RNA from Plasmodium inui San Antonio 1, 3990 nucleotides. RefSeq lists its product as hypothetical. Gene Ontology annotation, cellular component: endoplasmic reticulum membrane. The record is from RefSeq and is a predicted model, not a curated record. Gene Ontology annotation, biological process: positive regulation of GTPase activity; endoplasmic reticulum to Golgi vesicle-mediated transport. Gene Ontology annotation, molecular function: GTPase activator activity. Lineage: Eukaryota; Apicomplexa; Aconoidasida; Haemosporida; Plasmodiidae. The coding region runs from base 1 to 3990 and encodes 1329 amino acids. The transcript is spliced from 2 exons.